Molecule: messenger RNA, 927 nt
Organism: Physella acuta
Lineage: Eukaryota; Metazoa; Mollusca; Gastropoda; Physidae
Product: putative methyltransferase DDB_G0268948
Molecular function (GO): S-adenosylmethionine-dependent methyltransferase activity
Source: RefSeq, a predicted model, not a curated record
GAAUGACUUAAUUUUAAAUAUUUCCAUAUAAAGCAAAAAGGAGAAUGCACAAAGAUAUAGACGAGUCAAUACAUGAACUGCACACCGGCAAGACGUUCGCUAAGAUGUACGCCGCCUUUAGGCCCAGCUACCCGCAAGAAGUGUACGAUAAAAUCAUGAGCUACCACCUAGAGCGGCCUGGUUCUCCCCCCUGUGACCAGCAGUUGGCUGUUGAUGUUUGCUGUGGGACUGGGCAGAGUACUCUACCCUUGACUAACUACUUUGGAAAGGUUAUAGGUACUGAUAUCAGCGAGGACCAGAUAGGGGAGGUAAGGAAGGACGUGGAGAAUCUAGAGACGGUUGUCGCCUCGGCUGAAGAGUUACAUUUCCUGGCGACUGGGUCUGUCGACCUGUUGACCAUCGCGACAGGUCUGCACUGGGUCGACCGUGACAGGUUCUUUAAGGAAGUGAGACGUGUUCUGCGACCGGGGGGAACGUUUGCGGCCUACUCGUACCGUUUUGAUGCCUUAGUAAACAAAGAGGCGGACACAUACAUGGAGAAUCUAAGGGAGACGACAUUUGCUAAAUACCUGACCUCGAAGUUAGAUGUGGUUGAUAAUAAAUACUCCACGAUUAUCUUUCCUUUUUGUGAUAUCAAGAAACACGACGGGAUCUCCAUGAACUCAGAGAUGCCGCUAGAUAUGUACAUGCUAUACCUGUCAUCGUACCACUACAUCAACAUGUACAAAAGGGAAUUCCCUCAGUCAAACAUCAUGGACGAAAUAUGUACAAAGUUGGCGAGAUUUCUAAGUGACGGAAACACCCCAAUAGAGAAGAUUAGCGUCAAGAGUAAAUUCAACGUCUUCAUAGUGCUGGGUAGAAACAUAUAAACUACCUAUCCCAGAUUUUUUAAAAUUUUGAAUCUUCUAAAGAUCAUUGUUGAACACA